Aspergillus nidulans FGSC A4 is the source of this 704-nucleotide messenger RNA. RefSeq lists its product as uncharacterized. The transcript is spliced from 2 exons. The record is from RefSeq and is a predicted model, not a curated record. Bases 78 to 305 code for a protein of 75 amino acids. NCBI's taxonomy places the organism in Eukaryota, Fungi, Ascomycota, Eurotiomycetes, Eurotiales, Aspergillaceae.
CCGACCAAAACUACCAAAUAAUCCAUACACUCUGCCGCCUCUGCUGCGUCUGCUUUCCGAGCCUCACACCUACCGCCAUGAGCUCCUCCUCUGUCCAGGUCACCCGCCCUCCCUCCAGCGCCGGCACCGGAAAGGACGUCGCCAACACCAGUGCCCCAGGAACCAUGAGCUUCGAUAUUAUAAGAUGUUCCAGGUGUCAGAAGAGCCUAAGUAUUGAGAGUGACUCUACGCCUGGGGUGGUUCGAUUCGGCAUGAACAGCUACUACUGUAGUAGAUGUGCUUCGAUGGUUGGCUUUAUCCGCUGAAUGAAUGGGCUUCUGAAAUACGGCUACGACGCGAUACUCUAUUCUGCCUCGCAACGAUGUCGGACACCAGUUUAUCGGAACCAUACACUACUACAAGUCGAACUCGAACUCGCACCGGAACCCUCCUCUCGUCAUUUAUAGACUGGGAAACCAUAGCACCUGAAUCUCGGCAUCGAUAAUCGUCGGCCUCGCCGGAUGGGUCAUACAAUAAAUGAAUGGCAUUCGCCCUGGACUACCUGGACACCUCGAUACUUCAGACAUGUUUCGAACGUCUUCACUGUGCUGGCGCAGAAUGGCCUAACGAGGCCAAAUAGCAUUGGCAGGUCCAGUCACUGUUUAUCAGCAAGUCCGCAGCCGCGUCGCUACCUCCGACAGUGUUUCCACAUACCAGUCGCGAUU